CCCAAGGCGCAUCAGCCGGACGUCCCUCCCUCGCUCCUCCGUCCUCCAUGGCCCCCAUUACCACGACGCUCAGCUCGAGCGAGCAGCACGACCUGCUCCCGUCCAGCAACAGCAGCGGCAGCGACGCGUACCUGCUGCAGGCCGCCGCGCUCAAGUCCUCGUCCUCUCCAGCCCCAGCCAUGCAGAACUCGGAGGCCACCGCCACCGCCAACGAGUCCAAGGAGCGGACGCUGGCGCGCCUGUCCAUGACGCUGCCGUCGCGCUCGCCCGAGGACUACGCGCAGGACAAGCAGAAGCUGGACAAGAUGGCGGCGGCCGUGACCACGCUGCUGGAGUGCAUCGGCGAGGACCCGCAGCGCGAGGGGCUGCUCAAGACGCCCAUGCGCAUGGCCAAGGCGCUGCUGUACAACACCAAGGGCUACGGCCAGAGCCUGGCCGAUGUACUGAACGAGGCCGUGUUCGAGGAGGACCACGACGAGAUGGUCAUCGUGCGCGACAUCGACCUGUACUCCAUGUGCGAGCACCACAUGGUGCCCUUCGCGGGCAAGGUGCACAUCGGCUACAUCCCCAACGGCAAGGUGCUGGGGCUCAGCAAGCUGGCCAGAGUGAGCGAGGUCUUCUCGCGCCGCCUGCAGGUGCAGGAGCGCCUGACCAAGCAGAUCGCCAACGCCAUCAUGGGCGUCAUCGAGCCCAAGGGCGUGGCCGUCGUCAUCGAGGCCACGCACAUGUGCAUGGUCAUGCGCGGCGUCGAGAAGAGCGGCGCCAGCACCGUCACCAGCAGCGUGCUGGGCGUCUUCAAGAGCGACCCGCGGACGCGCAGCGAGUUCAUGUCGCUCAUCCACAGCAGGAGAUAAUCGGAGCCUGCAAGGAGGGGGAUGAGGAGGUGAAGAGAUGCAUGAAUACGGACGGACGGACGCGCACUUGGAUGUCGCAACGGCGUGUGCUCGGCGGAGUCAACCAGAGGGGGAGAUGCACGUAGAAUUGGGCUCAACUUUUGCUUUACGCCGCCGAGGAGACUUAGAAAUACGCCCUUCCGACAGGCGCGCUUGUUAAUAGGUAAUGCUUUGGCUGCUGUU
Phytophthora sojae is the source of this 1076-nucleotide messenger RNA. RefSeq lists its product as hypothetical. Gene Ontology annotation, molecular function: GTP cyclohydrolase I activity; zinc ion binding; GTP binding. The record is from RefSeq and is a predicted model, not a curated record. Lineage: Eukaryota; Oomycota; Peronosporomycetes; Peronosporales; Peronosporaceae. Gene Ontology annotation, biological process: tetrahydrobiopterin biosynthetic process; tetrahydrofolate biosynthetic process. Gene Ontology annotation, cellular component: cytoplasm. The transcript has a single exon. Bases 48 to 854 code for a protein of 268 amino acids.